AUGGGUGCAAAGCCACCUGCCCUCUUCUGGGGAUUGCUAGCGCUUGGCCAGUUCCUACACGUCUCCCGACAGUCGGGGCUUACCUCGGGGCAGUUCACGAGUGUCGACCUGAUCAAGGCGUAUUUCUCCCGCAUCGAAGGGGUCAAUCUACAGGUGCCGAUGCUCCGCGCUGUGACAAAUCUGUCCGCGCUCCAGGAGGCUGCGAUCCUGGAUUAUGAGGAGCUCACCUACGUGCCACGUAGUGUGCUCCAUGGGAUCCUGGUGCUUGUGAAGGAUAAUGUUGCGACUGUGGCAUUUGAAGGUGUGGCGAAGCGAUUACGCGAGGCGGGAGACAUUAUUCUUGGUAAGGAAAACCCGUCUGAGUGGGCACACUUCCGUGGAAACAUAAACUCUGGAUGGUCAGGUGUACUUUGA
Messenger RNA from Suillus plorans, 414 nucleotides. RefSeq names its product amidase signature domain-containing protein. The transcript is spliced from 5 exons. The record is from RefSeq and is a predicted model, not a curated record. Bases 1 to 414 code for a protein of 137 amino acids. Lineage: Eukaryota; Fungi; Basidiomycota; Agaricomycetes; Boletales; Suillaceae.